CGCCUCCUCUCUGAUUCUGUUGGUGGCAGUCUUGGGAGCGUCGGCGAGCGCUGCAACAUGGCGGGCGUGGAGCAAGGGUCCAUCGCCGUGGAGGAGAAGCACCUGAACGGAGAGCUACUUUUGGAUCCCGAGGAAAGAGAAAGCGCCGGUGGGGCUGCCGCCGAUGAAAACGCCAAGAAAAAACGCAAGAAGAAGAAGAAGAGCAAAGGAGGCGCCGUCGGGCAACAAGAGACUGAAAGAGAAUUAGAGGCAACACUUGAUGAGGUAGCAAAACAGCUAGAUAAACAAACACUGGAAGAAAAGGAAAAAGAUGAUGAUGAUGAAGAUGGUGAAGGAGAUGGUGACAGUGCAGCAGGAAAGAAAAAGAAGAAAAAGAAGAAAAAGAAAGGACCUAAGCUGCAGACAGAUCCACCAUCUGUUCCAAUAUGUGACUUGUUUCCCAGUGGGAUAUUUCCAAAAGGUGAAGAAUGCGAGUAUCCAGCAACACAAGAUGGGAGAACUGCUACUUGGAGGACCACAAGCGAUGAAAAGAGAGCACUAGAUCAAGCAAGUGAAGAGAUCUGGAAUGAUUUCAGAGAGGCUGCUGAAGCACACAGACAAGUGAGGAAAUACGUUAUGAGCUGGAUCAAGCCUGGAAUGACCAUGAUAGAAAUUUGUGAAAAACUAGAAGACUGUUCACGGAAGCUGAUACGAGAAAAUGGCUUAAAUGCUGGACUUGCAUUUCCCACGGGGUGUUCUCUGAAUAAUUGUGCAGCCCACUAUACCCCCAAUGCUGGAGAUCCAACUGUAUUGCAGUAUGAUGAUAUCUGCAAGAUAGAUUUUGGAACACACAUUAAUGGUCGUAUCAUUGACUGUGCUUUUACUGUCACAUUCAAUUCAAAAUAUGACAGGCUCUUACAAGCUGUAAAAGAUGCAACUAAUACUGGAAUAAAGUGUGCUGGGAUAGAUGUUCGCCUUUGCGAUGUUGGUGAGGCUAUCCAGGAAGUCAUGGAAUCUUAUGAAGUUGAAAUUGAUGGCAAAACCUAUCAAGUGAAACCUAUUCGGAAUUUGAAUGGACACUCUAUUGGGCCAUACAGGAUACACGCAGGCAAAACUGUUCCCAUUGUGAAAGGAGGAGAAGCAACAAGAAUGGAAGAGGGAGAAGUAUAUGCUAUAGAAACCUUUGGUAGCACCGGAAAGGGGGUUGUUCAUGAUGAUAUGGAAUGUUCUCAUUAUAUGAAGAACUUUGAUGUUGGACAUGUGCCAAUAAGGCUUCCAAGAGCAAAGCACUUGCUGAAUGUUAUCAAUGAAAAUUUUGGUACUCUUGCCUUUUGCCGCAGAUGGUUAGAUCGUCUGGGAGAAAGUAAAUAUCUAAUGGCUCUGAAGAACCUGUGUGACUUGGGUAUAGUAGACCCAUACCCUCCUCUAUGUGAUAUUAAAGGCUCAUAUACAGCACAGUUUGAGCACACCAUAUUAUUGCGUCCAAUGUGCAAAGAAGUUGUCAGCAGAGGAGAUGACUAUUGAAAUUUCAAAGCCAUUACCUCACCUAUGUACUCUGUUGGAACAUGUUAUGCCAGAAUAAAUUUGCAAUCUGUUUUAACAGUCAA
Molecule: messenger RNA, 1586 nt
Organism: Candoia aspera
Lineage: Eukaryota; Metazoa; Chordata; Lepidosauria; Squamata; Candoiidae
Gene: METAP2
Product: methionyl aminopeptidase 2
Exons: 11
Coding region: 58-1503 (481 amino acids)
Biological process (GO): proteolysis
Cellular component (GO): cytoplasm
Molecular function (GO): metalloaminopeptidase activity
Source: RefSeq, a predicted model, not a curated record